Molecule: messenger RNA, 2372 nt
Organism: Anolis carolinensis (green anole)
Lineage: Eukaryota; Metazoa; Chordata; Lepidosauria; Squamata; Anolidae
Product: nucleolar and coiled-body phosphoprotein 1-like
Exons: 2
Coding region: 315-2372 (685 amino acids)
Source: RefSeq, a predicted model, not a curated record
CUCAUUCAUUCAUUAUCUUACCUUUCUGCUCUCUUUCUCCAUUUAACCAAAUACUGUGGGAAACAAUGGCAUCUUGUGCAUUUGUAGCUUAGUUUCAUGAUUCAUCCUGAAUUUUUUCUUCGUGUACUCUGUGAAUGCACACUAAUGGAGAACGCUGCGCCUGCGCAGGCUCCAACGGAUACUCUUCCAAGCUAAAGUUUGAAAUUUGGCGGUAACCCCGCCCCUCUCCCCAGAGGGUAUAAAGGGCGCCCUCCGCGCCCGCUCUCUGGUUCCUUUUUUUCCGCCGCAAAGCUCACUUCGGACUCUUCAUUCUUAUGUCGACCACGCGUUUUAAGCGGUGCACUCAGUGUGCCGCUAAGAUUCCAGAUUCCGACGGUCACGCUAAGUGCCUUUUCUGUCUCGGCGAAAGCCACAUCGUGGGUACCUGCUGCUUUUGCCUGGCCUUUACAGCUCAGGCCCGAAGAAAUAGAGCUGCGAGACUCCGCGCAGCUCUUUACGAAAAAACUCUUGCUCCUGAGGCUUCUACUUCCACCUCGGCCUCGAUGGUGUCAAGGCCUGCUCCGUCGGUAUCAUCCAAAACCUCGAAAACUUCAAGACCAAAACCGGCCAAACCGCCCUGCACGGUGACCACCGCUACGGUUUCCACCCGGUCGGGCAAAAUGGGCCCUUCAUCGACUUCGAGUUCGGUGGCUUCGGCCAUUUCCACUCGAUCCCGCCUGGCUUCGCCGCCAUCUUCUUCCGCCAUGAAGAUUGCCUUCAAGAGGGCUCAGGAGGAAUCCAGACGGGCCCAAUCUGACUCAGCAGCUGUGUGCCCGAUCCCCCCGACGCCGGGAAAAUCGCUGAGGGUCGCGUCGAAGCAACCUCCAGCAAAGAAACGAAUGAUCCAGAGGUCGUCCUCCUCAGCGUCUUCGAAGAAGGACGUCCCCUCCUCUGUGGCUUCCUCUAGGAGAUCCUCUCUUAUCCAACCAGCACAACGCCUCCGCUCCUCUUCCUCUCCUCAUGGUCAGUCCUCAGAUGCGGACGCUCAAGCCUCCCCCGACCGGUCGGUCAGGACAGUUAUUAAGGAUCCCCAGCCGACACCAUCUCGUCUUCCGGCUCGACAAGAACUUUUUCCCCCGGCUCAAACACCCGAGAGGGGUAGACAGAUGACGCGUUUAGCCCGUGCCGCCCAGGCUUCCGCGUCCAAGGGCGUUCGUCCACAGCCGGCUCCCGCUGCUCCUGAGGUGAUACCUCAUCAGGACUCUGCGCAUGUUUCUCCUCCCCGGUCCCCUCAAGGGCCCGAGGAGGAUGACCCCGAUAUCGAACACCCCGAGUCGAUCCUCUCCGCCUCCGUUGUCUCUCUCGUUCUCGACCUCUCCCCGCCUCACGACGCCUACGAGGUCGACCCACCUUCCCCGACGGAUAAUAUCCGGGCUUUCUCCGACCAGAUGGUCAGAAUGGCAGAUGCUCUGGGGAUGGAAAUUAAGCAAACCUCAAAAGCUGUUACCGACCCCGUUUUCAAGAGGGUCCAAGCCCAAGCCCCCCCAGCCACCUUGCUGCCUUUUCUUCCAUACCUCCUGGACGUAAUCCAGGCAUCUUGGAAGACUCCAUCUUCGAUACAUCCAACCUCUAAGAAAAUAGAGGCCUGGUACCGAACCGAUGACGAAGCCUUGGAAUGGCUCAAGCAUCACCCUGACCCAAACUCCAUGGUGGUAAAGGCCUCCCAAUCGUCGGGUCGACAGUCCAACUCCCCUGCCGACAGGGAAGGUAAACGAUUCGAUGCGGUAGGCCGCAAGCUGUACUCCGGCGUUCUCCUCCUUUGCCGUAUGGCGAACUACGGGGCCUGCAUGGGCGCUUAUCAACAGAUCCUCAGGGGAAAAGCCCAACCUUUCUUCGCCAAACUUUCUGACGAAGACCGGUCAGUCCUUUCGACCCUCCAACAGGAGGCGGACUCCCUCGCACACCACCAAAUUCAAAUGGCUAAACAUACCGGUGAUACCGCCGGAAAAAUGAUUGCCCACGCAGUCGCGAUCAGACGGCAUGCAUGGCUUCGGUCCUCAGGACUCUCUUCUUCCUCUCAACAAGUGAUCGAAGACCUUCCUUUCGACACCCAGGGCCUUUUCAAUUCUGGUACUGAUGACAAACUGAAGUCCAAUCACGACUUCAAGAUUCUCGCAACAAAGUGCGGGACCGAUCAACCUCAGACUCAGCGGACCCGAUGGUUCCCGCAACGGUACCGUCGCUACCCUCAGCCUUUUCGUCACCAGCCGUUUCGACGCUCGUCGAGCUCGAGUCACCACAGUCAUCAGCAACAACCUCGCCGCCAGCACCAGGUUCCGAAAGGUCGGGGCAAGGGUGCUGCAGCUAUGCCACAACCCCAACGACGGGCCUGA